Messenger RNA from Emiliania huxleyi CCMP1516, 786 nucleotides. RefSeq lists its product as hypothetical. The transcript has a single exon. The coding region runs from base 1 to 786 and encodes 261 amino acids. The record is from RefSeq and is a predicted model, not a curated record. NCBI's taxonomy places the organism in Eukaryota, Haptophyta, Isochrysidales, Noelaerhabdaceae.
AUGUUACCGUCACCGUCCUUCAUCCUCGCGGCCGCCGCCGGCUUCGCGACGCCAACUCUCGUCGGGCGCGCGUGGUGCCCGCCUGCGGCGCCUGCCACUCGACUCGUCGAAGCCAGGAUGGCGGACGAUUUUGGUGGCUUUGAGGUGGCUGUUCGCGAGUACGUUGCCACGCUCAGCGCCUCCGAGCUGAGCGACGCUGACGCGCCAUCGCCGCUCGCGUACGACGAGCUGCGGCGCAAGGGUCGUGUCGACCUGGUCGAGGGGUGCAUGCGCCACGGCGGGUACAUAAAAGUGAGCAAGCAGCUGGGACUGCCCCUGCGCCUCGCAGCGCCACCGCCUGCACCGCCGCCGUCAUCCUUUAGCGAGCCGGAGGCGCCCGCCGUUGGCCUCAAGCUCUCUGGUGCGGCGCGCGAGUCGCGGCUCCAGGAGGACAUCGCCGCGGGCGUGGCGGCUCCGUCGCCGCAGGCGCGGCCGCGGCGGCAGCCGCAGCCUGCUCUUGAGCUGGAGAAGCUGCGCCCGGGCCUCGUGAACGAGGCUGUCGCGGCAGCAGCCCCUCCGACCGCGCAGGCCCGCGAGCCACAGCGAGAGGGCGCGCGGCUGCGGCUCGAAGGCCCGCAGCGCGCAGCGCUCGUAGCGCUGGCGUGGAUCACCGCGCUCGGAUACGGCCAUGCGUCAUCGGGCCUGCUCGACCCGUCGCUGCUGGAGCCGUUGCGGGCAGCGGCUCCCGCGGCGCUGUGCGCUUGCGUGCUCACCGCAGUGCUCGGUGCCGUCAAAGGCGAGGAAUGA